Molecule: messenger RNA, 2810 nt
Organism: Electrophorus electricus (electric eel)
Lineage: Eukaryota; Metazoa; Chordata; Actinopteri; Gymnotiformes; Gymnotidae
Gene: mamdc2b
Product: MAM domain containing 2b
Cellular component (GO): membrane
Source: RefSeq, a predicted model, not a curated record
AAAUAAUGCCUUCUCCACAAAUCCUACCCCAAACUGGACCGGCUACUGCAAUAAACCACGCCACCUACGCAUAUCACUUGAACCACUUAAGGGACACCAUCCCACCCCCUGUAGGGGGAGCUUGCUGCACUUUCCUGUUCACAGCUAUACCGCCAUCUGCUGGGCAAAAUCUCUGCCAGGCUUAUUUAACAAUUUAAACUUCACUCCCUUUUUCAGUGUGUGUUUCUCCCUCACCCUCUGGAUCCAGCCAGACCAAAGGCUUCCAUGUGAGGCUCAGCUCUGAGCUGGCAGACAGGAGGAGAGUAGGAUCAUACUCUAACUCACAUGGCUCUGGCCCGAAUCACUGCCCAGAGUGCACACCGUGAGCCCUUACGCAGAACAGCUGAACUUAACAUUCCCUUGGGGCUACGUUUCCGAAAAAAGAUGAUGUCUUACUUCUUCCUUAGCCUCAUUGUGGCAGUCAAAGCAGAAAUAUUGCCAGGCUCCUGUCAUUUUGAGGGGAGCACCUGUGACUACACAGCAGAUCCUGGCUUCCUCAGCUGGAGCUUCAGUCCUAAAGGGCGCUUCAUCACGGUGGAAGCGAUCAAAGAUGGCCAGCAGGAGAAAGCGGUUCUGCUGGGUCCUGAGAUGGAGCAGCAAGCCUGGAGCUGCUUUCGGCUGGUCUACCAACUCAUAGGCAGUGCCUCGCUGCAGGUGCAAAGGCGCGUAGAGAAAGACAGUUUUGACCACGUGCUGUGGUCGAGCAGCAGUCCCUCCGAUAGCUGGCUCAUGGUCAGCAUAGACCUCCAGAACUACAGCGACCCAUACAAGAUUGUUCUUGAAGGCAGGCCUGGAUCAUCCAAGGACAGCAGUGUGUCCAUCUUCAAUGUGAACAUUUCUGAUAAAUACUGCAUCGAAUGUGAUUUUGAGGAGUCUCAUCUAUGUGGCUACACAAACCAGUGGAACAGCAACAUCAACUGGUAUGUUGGGAGAGACACAGCAGACAACACCACCCCCAGUGACGGGCCAGGUGAGCAGGGAUAUGGGCACUACAUGUACGUGGAUUCAGUCUAUGCCAGUAGUCUCCAAGAAGUGGCCAAGCUGGUGUCUCCCAUGACAACAGUGCCCAUGUCAGGCUGCUUGAGCUUUCAGUACCAGCAGGAGCGGGUGGGCAGCCACCUGUUCCAGCUCUACAGCAGAGACCAGGCGGGCCAGUACCAGGAGCUGUGGAGGGCAGACGGGAGCGGUGGGAACUCGGCAGACUGGGGCGCAGAAACUCAGGUGUGGAUACCUGUGCAGGUGGCCCUUCGAGCCCCAUACCCCAUGGAGAUGGUAUUUGAAGUAUCUUUCAACAGUGUAAAAGGGGGUCAUGUCCUUCUUGAUGACAUUUCAUUCUCCCCAGAGCUCUGCAGUGCAGAAUCAGAGGCCAUGUUUGACCCAACCAUAGCAAACUGUGAUUUUGAACUGGACUUGUGCCAGUACACACAGAAUAAGCUAAAGGAUAGUGAGAUGUGGAAGAGAGUUUCAGUGCGACCCAACAUCUACAGAGAAGGAGACCAUACGACUGGGACAGGGUCUUUCUUGCUGGCAAAUUCACACUUCACAUUGCAGACUGGCUAUGUCAGUCGGUUAUAUGGGCCUCAGCUGCCUGGAGACCAGAAAUAUUGCUUGAAGUUCUUCUAUUUGCUUAGAGGUUUCCACCAAAACAGCCAGGCUCUGGCUGUGUAUCUAUAUGACGGGGAAAGAGCCAAACAAAAUGAAAUAUGGACCCAGAGUGAAAAGACCCAGAAUAUCUGGAUACAAGUUGAGCUCAAUUUGCAAAGUGAAAAAAAUACCCAGGUGGUGUUCAUCAGUAUAUGCAACAGUUUUGGGAACUGUGGUCCAGUUGGCCUUGAUGACAUUAGUGUUAAUCUUGGGAACUGUGAGCUACCAUUAGGAUUUUCUCUCUCUGUUCCUUCCCACUGUAACUUUGAGACUGGGAUGUGUGAGAAUACUCAGGACAAACAGGGCGAUAAGGCAGACUGGGUGCUGACAAGAGGCUCGACACCAACCUCCUAUACGGGCCCUAAAGGAGACCACACGACUGGAACUGGUCAUUAUUUGUACAUCGAGGCCUCCUUGAUGCUGCCAGGUCAUAAUGCCCGCCUCCUCUCCAUGCUUCUUCGUGGUUCUAAAGGGGCACAGUGCUUGAAGUUUUUCUACCAUAUGUACGGCUUGGGCACAGGCCAACUCAGUGUCCUGCUACGUUCACAACCAGAGGGCAGAGACAGGCUGCUGUGGGUGCGCCGUGGGGAACAGGGCAUCUCCUGGUUUAAAGCUUCAGUGAACUACCAGUAUGAUCAUCAACACCAAAUUGUAUUUGAAGCCACCCGUGGAUCAUCAAUAAGAAGUGAUAUUGCCAUUGAUGAUAUUACAUUUCAAAAAGGACCAUGCAAAGAUGCUGACAAGCAAAACUCAAAAGAUCCAAACUUGUCUGGAGAUCACAAUAACGUUGUCUGAAACAAACAAACAAAAGGACAAAAUGCAAACACCAAAUAGAACACAUCAUUACACUUGAUAAACAAUUUUAAAAUGUGCUUUAUACUAAUUACUAUAUACAUAUUACUCAUAGCUGCCUUCUCUCGACAGGUGAGACAUAACAUACAGUAAACAUGGUUAAAAUAAGUUUUGUGAUUAGGAGUGUCAAAUUCAAUGCAAGUUCUGUGCAUUAAUAUUAAGUCGUCAGCUCACUUAAAUCAAAUUCAGUUUACAGUUUUAUGUUCAAAAGAGUUCAUGAAUUUGAAGAACAUUUAAUAAAGUGUCAGUUAUACAGGAUUGCACUUAUUUGUUAA